Molecule: messenger RNA, 296 nt
Organism: Meloidogyne enterolobii
Lineage: Eukaryota; Metazoa; Nematoda; Chromadorea; Rhabditida; Meloidogynidae
Source: the annotation of a GenBank genome assembly
AAAAUUGUUAGUUAAUGUUUCUGGCAAAAAUAUUAGAUGAACAAAACGAAACCGGCGCUGCAGUUGAAGCUUAUAAGCGCAGCAUAGAAAUGGAACCAGAAAAUGUUGAUUUAAUACAUUCACUUGGAAUGUUAUAUUUAAAAGAUCAGUCAAAUGCUUUCACAACUUUUGGAAAAGCUUUAAGUUAUGAUGCUAAUUAUGUACCAUCUGUGCUAGCUAUUGCUUCAAUUUUGCAAAUGAAUAAUGAUUGGGAUGUGGCUCUUUCAAAAUAUAAGUUAGUAGGUAGUAUAGAUUAG